Molecule: messenger RNA, 743 nt
Organism: Mytilus trossulus (common blue mussel)
Lineage: Eukaryota; Metazoa; Mollusca; Bivalvia; Mytilida; Mytilidae
Exons: 4
Coding region: 175-600 (141 amino acids)
Source: RefSeq, a predicted model, not a curated record
CCUACAAAAUUAUUCAUCAAGACCUUAACAGGAAAGGUAAUCACUGUACACAUUGACAGUAGUAGCACAAUUUUGGAUUUAAAGCAUGCCAUUCAGAACAAAGAAGGUAUCCCACCUAUUCAACAAAAUCUCAUACAAGGUGGCACUGGACGACAAUUGGCAAAUGAUUGCACUAUGGAUGAUUAUGGUAUUACAGAUGAUGAUACACUUCACUUGGUACUAAGACUCAGAGGAGGGGGAUGUAGUCCAGAACAAUGGAUACAGAUGGGUUCAGAAAAAUAUGGUGAUAUAAUGAUGAAUUUAGUAGAGCUGCAGCAGUUUGAUGGACAAUGGAAGUAUUCAGAGGAUUUAGUGAAGUUCUUAGGAACAAAUGAAGAAAAAAUAAAGAAAUUUAAUAGUUUCAAAAGUUACAAGUUUGAUGUUUGGUGCACAGCCUAUGUAAUAGUGUUCCUACAGAAAUAUCUUGAGAAACAUGCUGAUGAAUUGAAGUUAAUUGUGAGCAAAGCUUUGAGUUGGCUAGAGUCACAGAACUUGUCAGAACAGGGUGUGAUCAAAUUAUUAAAUGAUAUCAGGGAUCAAUAUAUGCCUAUUAUGUACUAACAGACAGUCUAUGUUGAUAUAAUGAACACAAUUAUUAACCUAAACAUGCUAACCUACACAUCUGUGCAUGUAAAUAUCAUAUAUUGUCAAGUAUUGAUAAUGGUAGAUAUUUUGUAGUUGUGAUCUGUGUGACAACAUUUAGC